Messenger RNA from Tribolium castaneum (red flour beetle), 3055 nucleotides. RefSeq lists its product as uncharacterized. Lineage: Eukaryota; Metazoa; Arthropoda; Insecta; Coleoptera; Tenebrionidae. Bases 83 to 2740 code for a protein of 885 amino acids. The record is from RefSeq and is a predicted model, not a curated record. Gene Ontology annotation, cellular component: centriole; centrosome. The transcript is spliced from 12 exons. Gene Ontology annotation, biological process: neuron migration; establishment of cell polarity; tube formation.
UCGGAUAUUUCGACUAAACAACAAUUGAUCGCAGAAGGUUAUAAAAGAGACCAACACGGAAGAACUCACCUUAGAUCUUCUCAUGUCAUACACAAUGUAUAACACUCCAACAAGUAAAAAACAAAAACCUACAACAAGUUACUUGGUUAGACCAAGAUUGGGUGCCAUCAGAAGUAUUUAUUCAACCAAACCAAUGUCGUCUUAUAGUCAAGACAAAAAGAAAAAACUCAAGAAAUCUCUCGGCAAAAUGGAAUACAAGAAAAAGCCCGAUUAUGCCGACACUGCGUAUCGUGAAGCCGUUGGAAGACUUCGUAUUCUGUUAGCAGAAAGUUACACACCAAUUAAAAGACCUUUGAGGGAAUUAGACAGUGCAGGAGAAGACACUGACAACCAAUCUCUCAUAAGCGCUACCAGCAGAACGUCAAAAGGAUAUCGUCCGUACUAUCAGUACCUCACAAUGCCUCCAAAGCGGUAUCACUACUAUCCUUCCAUAAGACCGACAAGUGUACUACCACCAGAGACCGAAAAAAAUGUCAUGUUUUGCAGGAAUGCGCCAAAAUUUGAAGGCAGUUCUGCGCCGCCAGAGUUAAUGUCUUUUAUAGAAAAACAAGAGGAGUAUAUUGAGCAACUGGAAAAAGAAUCAAGAUUUUGCAGAGAUGAAUUAUCAUGUUUGCUGAGCAAAGUCAAAGAUGUUAUAAGUGAAAAUGAGAAUUUGCACGAAAAGCAGAAAUCGAAUUUAAUGAAGUCGGUUUUCAGUCACUUGGAGACGGAAACGGAAACCGAAACUGACGUGGAUUUAGCCCAAAAGAUGUCAUUAUCGCCUAAAAAAUCGAAAAAAACUCGAGUACUGGAAGGCCCCACAAUCGUUUUUGAAUCACGAAUUUCCGAACUAGAAGCCCAACUGACCCAAGCAAAAAUCGAUUUAAGAAAAGCUUUGGAAGAUAACGACAACUACAAGAAAAAAAUUGCCGACGGAACGAUUUUUGACGGAUUUGGUUUCGAGCAUUACAAGAAACAAAUCGAUGCAUUGCAGAGAGAAAAAGAUGUUUUGCAAGAAACCAUUUCCAAGCUUCAAGCAGCUUUAGCCAAAGUUCGAGACAAAGAAAACGUUACUUGCGAUCAAGUUAAGAGAAGCUUGGAUGUUGCAGAACAAGCACAAUAUGAAAAAAAUGCUGCGGAACUUGAAAUCCGAAGACUUAAAGACGAACUGGAGCGCCAACACUCCAAACUCAGAGACGCAAUUUCAGAUCAGAGUCGACGAAUCUCAGAUGAGAGAAGUGCUGUUGAACGUCGAUACACACAACAAAUCGAGCAAUUGACCGCCGAAUUGGGGGUUCAAUGGGAGACUACAAACAAACUCCAACUGGAGUUGGAUAAGCAAAGAAGAGAAAAUGCAGAUUUGAGAAGGGAAAUAGCACAGAAAGAGGCACUGCUUGAUGGCAUGCGAAAAGACAUGCAAAAUAAAAUUAUGACUUUGCAGUCGGAUAUUGGAGUCAACGGAGCCGAAAAAAGUGCCCUCGAACAGCAAAUUGCAACCCUUCAGAUGACCAACGAGCGGAAUGAACGACAAUCAAAGCAGGAAAUCGGACGUUUGCAGGCCGAGAUGCAGUCUCUGAGACAGAGAUUGGACCGAGCAGAUGCUGAUCUCAUCCACAGCAGACGGGAAAACAUUCGACUCACUGAACAAGUGGCUUCUUUGGAAAAAGAAAUUAAACUCAACUCUGCGUUGAGUGAAGAGAAGAGCAAACAGUCGAGUGGCGAAGUUCUGGCUCUUCCUCCGCCCAAAGAGCAAGACAAGCAGUUGUCUUCCCUCAUCCAAGACAUGGAGUCUAAACACGCGGCUACUGUAGCCGAACUCGAAGGCAUGAUCCAUUCCCAAAAUCAACUCAUGGACAAAUUGUCAGUCGAAUGUCACACUCUUACCCAGAAGCUGGAAGACGCCAGCGCAAGGCAUAAGGAGGAAAUACGGGAACUACAAACUAGCCUAAGUCGAUUAAAUAGUAGAUUGUUAAAUCAGUCACAAAUUACCUCCUCCAGAGUCAAAGAUGAGGACUAUAAUUCCCCUAGCAAUCAAAGAACUGCACCACCAAAAAUCUUGAGCCGUUCCAAUAGUCGAUCAUCCGUUAAACCAAACCCCACUUUAUCAAGAAAUAACAGCGAAGACAAAACACCAUCACUCCAAAAUAUUUCCGAUAACAGAACAUACGGAUCUGAUCAACCCCAUGUUGGUGAUGCUUCGGACGAGAGAAAUUAUAUUCCAGAAGAUUAUCAAACGGAUCCCAAUAAAGAGUACGAUCAGUACGGAAAUGAUCCAAAUCAGCAGUACCAAAUGGAUCCAAAUCAACAGUAUGCAACUGAUCCGAAUCAGCAAUACGAAAUGAAUCCAAAUGCACAAUAUGAUGAGUCCUACGGACAAUACUUGAAUGAUCCGAAUGUUCAAUAUGUCGAGGAUCCGAAUCAACAGUAUGAAAUGAAUCCAGAACAGCAAGAGUAUGUGACAGAUCCGAAUCAUCCGGAUCAACAGUAUGGAACGAAUCAGCAACAGCAAGAGUAUGUGACGGAUCCGAAUCAUCCUGAUCAACAGUACGGAACGAAUCAACAACAGCAAGAGUAUGUAACGAAUCCGAAUCAUCCCGAUCAACAGUAUGACGAGGGAUCAUCGAAUGUGCAAUAUUCAAAUGAUCCGAAUCAAUAUUCCGAUCCUCAACAACAAUAUCAACAACAACAAAAGCCUAUGUAAUGAAAAUAGUGGUGGUGUUUUGAAAAGAACUAUUUGUAUUGUUUGUGAAUUUUUUGCGUCAAGAGCUGUUUUGUAAAUUGAAAAAUAUAAAUUUAUCUAUAAUGUAAAUUACCCAUGUCAUUUUAAUGUACUUGUAAAAAACAUAUAGGUAAUAAUUUAUAAGUUACAUUUAAUAAUGACUGAUAAGUUAGUACUAAUAGUGUUUUCGCUUCCAAUAUUAUAAAAAGCCGUGUAUAUUAAUUUGCAUGUUACUUUACAAUUUAGUAGAGAUUGUAUACUUCUUGUAAGAACGUACAAUAAAAUUCCAUACUAUGA